UGGUAGUAGGGCUCUAGAGUUUCAGGAUUUCGGGCCAAAAAAAUAUAUUGCAUGAUUGGUCUACCCUCAUAUCUCGUCUGUACCCUAAUUUUAUAGGUUCUUAUACAUACUAAUGUGGUACAACACUUGGCUGUAUGGUGCAGCACCUACAUUGUGAAACAACUAAGCAAUGGAUGGGAGGACUCUCAUUGCUUCUUUGUUAAUACUUAAAAUCAAACAUAAACAUCAGUCGUGUGCUACAUGCUAGAUAGAAAACAGCAAAAAUGUCUGAAAAUUCGGUAUAUGAUAUGGCCUACCGCGGCAAAACCACAGACGUUAAAAAUUUAUUAAAUGAAAAUGAAAGAUUAAAAACAGCUAAAGAUGGUAACAGUCGAAUGUUAAUACAUUGGGCAGCACUUGGAGGACACGAUGACUUAGUAAGAUAUUUAUUAUCUCUUGAUGUACCGGUAGAUCCUACUGAUGAUAUGGAUAUGACACCAUUAAUUUUGGCAGCAUCAGCUGGUCGUGAGAAAGUUGUUAAUACCUUACUAAAUGAAGGUGCAAAUGUUAAUGCCAAAACUCAAGAAGGCCAUUCAGCAUUGCAAUAUGCGGCAUCAAAAAACUGGAAAUCUAUUUGUGUUGCAUUACUAGAAAAAGAUGCUUAUAUUAAUAUUACCGACAAACGUGGUGCUACACCACUACAUAGAGCCGCAUCUAAGGGCAAUAUUGCUAUUGUGAAACUUCUCAUAGAAUAUGGACGAAAUUUAGAUAUCGAUAGUAAAGAUGUUGAUGGCAAUACUGCAUUACAUUUAGCAUGCGAGGAAAAUCGUGUUGAUGAAGCUAAGUUGUUAGUGAAAAAUGGUGCUACCACAACACUGAUGAAUAAACAAAAGAAAACGCCUCUGGAUUUAGCAAGUCCAGGAUUAGUACGGCAACUGAAAGAACUACAGGGAAAUUGACCUUUAAUAAUAAAAUGAAGCAUCAAUGUCAUUGGCUCAGUGAUGUUCAAUCUGCGUUUUUUUAGCGUUAAUGCAAACUUAAUAUUUGAUAAUAUGAAAGGUGUGUUAUGUUAAUUUAUUCAUACAAAUUCGUACAAAUAAUUUUGUUAUGUUAAAGAUAAUACAGAUAUGAGAUAUAUAUGAAUGAAUUCCUAUAUAGUUUUUAAAUAACAAGUAUUCAAAAAGAGGAAGAAAAACAAGAACUUACAUUAAUUAUAGUUAGCAUCUCAAUGUACAAUAAUUUUUAUAGUUGUAAGAGAUACAAAAUGAAUGAAAAUAACAUUAAUGUUUUCUUCAACUUGAAGAUACAGCGUUCUUCCAUACUACAUGAAAAUGUUAUCAAAACAAAUUGUUUAUAUGGGAUAAUGUUCAAAAUGCCAAUAUUCAAAAUAAUAUAUGGCAUAUAACUAGAAACUAUUUUAUAAGAUUGUAUUAAUUAAUUUGCAAACAAAAUUUAACAAAAUCAUUUAAUCUAAAACCGUUGAAACUAUUUCAUCUGCUGUCUAUCUGAUAUAAAUAAUUUAACAUAUUUAUUUGAAUAAAAAAAGUCAAACGAAGGUGAAUAUUUCUUAUAAAAGUCUUCAUCUUCGUAAAAAUAUGGAUACUAAAUGGAACAAACGUUUCUCAAUAAUGUUAAUAUAUAAUAUAUAAAUCUCAUUUGCUUUUUAUAUAUUACACAAAAUUAAAAUCAUCUAUUAUUAUAAAACUUCAAAAUCAUGUGUAAAUAGUUUAAAGAACUAUUAAUUUAAAGAAUUAGUUUCCUAGCUUAAAAAAAUUCUAUUAUUCAAAAAUUUGUGUGUUUAUAACAUUCUUUUCAUAUCUUUCAUGUAUGUUAAUUUAAAAAAUGUAUUAAGCAAUAAUAACAAAUAUAUUACAUAAUUAAAUAUUCGAUGCUCUUAUAUCAACAAAUUUCUCUGAAAUUCAACUAAUUUUUUAAAUUACAGUUUUUUAAAAGGAUGCUAAUAAUAAUAUAAAAUUAUAAAGAAAUAAUAUACCAAUCAUUAAUUAAAUAACCGAUUGAAAAUCACUGACCAUAACACUUUCUUAUUAUUCUCAGUUUUCAGCAUUUAUUAUGCUUUCUCUUUAACAUACUUAAGUGUUAUUAAUAUUUGAUUUAUACCUAUAUAAAAUGUAUCAAAAAGAUUCAUUAUUUAGCUGGUCAAAUCCUAUUAUCGCUGUCUCCCAUUUUUUACUCUUCCAGUUAAUUUAUUUUUUCCAUACUUAUCUGUUUCAACCCCAUUGGGAUUCAUACUCUUAAAUAGAGAUAACAUUUCCAAUUCCAAAGUUAAUUGCUUAAAUAAAAUGCACCACAGUUGAAAAUUA
This is a messenger RNA of Bombus huntii, 2300 nucleotides long. Its product is annotated as 26S proteasome non-ATPase regulatory subunit 10-like. The record is from RefSeq and is a predicted model, not a curated record. Gene Ontology annotation, cellular component: nucleus. NCBI's taxonomy places the organism in Eukaryota, Metazoa, Arthropoda, Insecta, Hymenoptera, Apidae. Gene Ontology annotation, biological process: positive regulation of transcription by RNA polymerase II. The coding region runs from base 264 to 938 and encodes 224 amino acids. The transcript is spliced from 4 exons. Gene Ontology annotation, molecular function: protein binding; transcription cis-regulatory region binding.